This is a messenger RNA of Microthlaspi erraticum, 1548 nucleotides long. NCBI's taxonomy places the organism in Eukaryota, Viridiplantae, Streptophyta, Magnoliopsida, Brassicales, Brassicaceae. The record is from the annotation of a GenBank genome assembly.
AUGGCGAGAGGUAUGAAAGCAGCGGAGAUUGUGGAGGUGGAGGAUGAUGACAAUGUGGUGGUGGAGGAGGAGAAGGAGAGUGAGGACUGGUGCUUCGUCUGCAAAGAUGGUGGAAGCUUAAUGGUCUGCGACUACAAGGACUGUCCAAAAGUUUACCAUGCCAAUUGCAUUGGAAAGGAUCUCUCAGGCGAAGGAGACUCGUUGAUCUGUCAGUGGCACAAGUGCUACUUGUGUAGCAAGAGACCAAAGCUAUUCUGUCUCUGUUGCCCAAAUGCUGUAUGUGAAGGCUGUGUUACCCAUUCUGAUUUCAUUCGCCUCAAAGAAAAGAAAGGGCUGUGCAAUCAAUGCCAGGAGUAUGUCUUUGCUCUAGAAAAGAUUCAACAAUACGAUGCUGAUGGGGAUAAGAUUGACUUGAAAGAUCCGGAUACAGUUGAGUUUCUGUUUCUUGAGUACUGGGGAAUAGUCAAAGAAGAAGAAGACAUAACUUUUGAAGAUGUCCAGGCGUCGUCAAAGUCAAGAAAGAAAGGUGUGAAGUCCAAAAACGAUCCCUCAUUUACGCUCAGUGAUGUCCGCUCUUCAAAGUCGCAAAACAAAGGCGUCAAGCGGAAGAAGAGAGAUGAUCCGGUUGAGGAUGAAGAAGACUACAACAUGAGUGGCAGCAAGUCAAAGAGAAUGGAGUUUAUCGGAUGGGGUUCGAAGCCACUCAUCGAUUUCCUGACAUCCAUAGGGGAAGAAACCGAACACGAAAUGGAACAGCAUGUCGUGGAGUCGGUGAUCCGAACUUACAUUCGUCGGGAAAACCUGCUUGACGCUGAGAACAAGAAGAGAGUUGUUUGUGACGAGAAGCUGUAUUCGAUCUUCAGGAGGAAGUAUGUGAAUCACAAGAGGAUUUAUACACUUUUGAAUCGUCACUUUAAAGAUAACGUUGAGCAGUUUGAGCAUCUCAAUCUCAUGGAGCUUGACUUGGCUGAGAGGAAGAAAAAUGGUUUAGUGCCGUGCAAGGAGCAGGAAACAGAAAGGGAGGCAGAUGAGGAAGUUCGUGAAGAGGAAGUGAAGCCUGAAAUGAGGCCAACCGGUUUAGCCGUAAUCAAUGCGGAGAAUAUAAAGCUGGUUUAUCUCCGGAAGAGCUUGAUCGUCGAGUUGCUGAAGCAGAAUGAGAGCUUCGAGGACAAAGUGGUGGGAAGCUUUGUGAAAGUGAGGAAUCACCCUCUGGAAUAUGUGGCGUACCAGAUCUCGCAGGUUACAGGCAUUAAAGCUGCUGAUGCCCAGAGUGUAGAAGUGAUUCUUUAUGUUGCUGGUGUGGAUUAUGAUGUUAGCAUUUCCAGGCUGGAGGAUUCUGACAUCAAAGAGGAUGAGAUUGAAGAUUUGAAGCAAAAAGUGGUGAAUGGCCUUCUGACACAGCCAACUCUUGUGGAGAUGGAGGAGAAGGCUGUGUCUCUCCAUGAGGAGAUAACAAAACAUUGGAUUACAAGGCAGCUUACCCUUCUGCAGAGCCGCAUCAACCAUGCUAAUGAGAAAGGAUGGAGAAAAGAAUAUCCUUUUUUUUAG